Messenger RNA from Porites lobata, 3131 nucleotides. The record is from the annotation of a GenBank genome assembly. NCBI's taxonomy places the organism in Eukaryota, Metazoa, Cnidaria, Anthozoa, Scleractinia, Poritidae.
AUGAAGUUAAAGUUUGAUGAGUUUGCCGGGCACAAUGUCGGAAAAUGUUUGUACGAACCUGCUUUGGGCUCAGGCCGAAGGCUCAACGUGAAAGCGAGGUUCACCAGAUCCUUUUUAGCUCAACGUCUUGGUCUCCGUGUCUGUUACAGGGUAAGACAUCACAAUCUCCAUAUCUGCCUUCUUAUCAUGCUUAUUUUUCUAGCAACUUGUCUUGUAAGCGACCGGUUUGAAUUGCGUGAUCUUUGUCAUCUGCAAGUGAGCUUAUCACAAGAGACCCCCUGUGGUUGUUUUCUCGUAAGCGACCUCUUGCCGUAAGCGCGGAGCACGAAGUCUUCGCUUUUUGGGUGAUCGCUUACGGGAGGUUCGACUGUGUUUAGAAGUUUUGGUCUGUUUUACCGUUUCUCUGUGUAAGUUCGUAGUUACCGCUUUCCCUUAUUGUCUGAAUUUCGACACUGUGUCUGCUGUUCAUGACCACAGUAUUUUGAAAGUGACGAUAAGCAGCUUUAUCGGACUAAAAUGAAGUACAUCGAGGAGACUGACCCGGAGAGCCUGGGACUGGUUUUCGCUGAAGAGGAGUACGAUAUGCUUCAGGGCGGAAAAACGUUCUGCGCAAGCCUCUGCGCAUCCCUUAUCGCAGGCUCAAGGCGGGCUUUUCUGUGUGUUGACUGUGUUUGUUUGUUGCUGGAGUUCUGAGUGAAAUGCACGAGGUGCGAACGUUUGCUCCCUGUAAAGCAUUUUUAUUUGAAAUGUUUGCUUUUUUUUCGUCGCUUGAAAAUUACUUUGGAUUCAGAACAACCGAUGUUAAAGGAAAAACGGAUCAUUCCGUCAGUCUGAGGUGGAAUAAAAGGUUUUAAACAUUUCUUAAGAGGCGAGUAUUUUUCUGAUUGAGUAUCCGUUUAUGAAUUGAUUUCGCCGGGUUGAAUUCAUACCCGCUUGUAUUCUGUUAUUUGUAGUUACGGUUACUUUUUUUACAUGCCCAGAUUUAUUACCUUUGCAGAACCAGCUUUAUUUUUGUCUUCAGUCAAAGAACCAUAUUGCUGUUUUAACGCAUCAGAGUGAACAAACUUGUGCGCUUAUUAAACUUUCUCGGAAAUAGAAGGCCAGCAAACUUACUCAAGAUCAUUUUUCUGUUGCUCAAGUAAUAAUAGUCAGAGUUUUUUUCAUUUUUCAUUGCAUAGUUUUGUUUUCCAGUGCACUGUGAAAGUUUCUGUUCUUUAUAAGAAUAACUUUUUGUACGCAAAUUGUCCUUUUCACUCGCUGUGAAGUAGAGAACAACAACUGCCGGCAGUGACUUCAAAACAAUUGACUCUUUUCCCGUAAACAAUUGCUGCAGCUUGAUUUGACUGAGGAGAGCAAAACAAACCCUUAUGUGCAAUUUUCUGUAUUUUCUAAUGAUCGGCUGAGUUUAAUUUGCUUAAACGAAGACCCUCGCAUGGACCAGUUAAGCUUAUUGAAAAUAGCUACAUGGUGAAUCAUGGCUUGGCUGCCAAGUUGCAACUGAUCUUUUGCUUUUAAGAUCUUUAGGUAGGUUGUUUUCGCACAGAAAAUUCAUUUCUUCAUUGUCAGCAGGAAGUUUUUAAAAUAAUGUAACUUUAACUUUGUUUGAAGGAAAUCCUACUCAAGCGUAGGUUUUUGACAGAUGUUUAAUGCGAGUUCAACUUGACAACACAAAGCAAAAUUUAUAUAUCUGCGCGAAACGGGCAAGUUUAAAAACCUAUAGUUGCUUUGAAACCGAUUUUUGGGAAGAUUUUACUAGAUAAAGAUUGACCUUUUUUCUGCCCACAUAUCAACGCAAUAACUUCUACAUUGAAGAUUUUGUUUAUAUUUUAGUGAUCUGCGAAACUACGAGGUCCGAUCGAGCGAGGGUUUUAAAAUAUCAGCUCGAGUGCGACAAAGUUCAGUGACUUCAAACACAUUGUGGGCAAGCGUUAUUUUUUUUGGGCAAAUCACUGUCCAAAGAUAUGUUGUUUUUGUGUCCACAGUGGAGCUCCGGACCUUAUAUAUCCAGGAACCUCCUUAUAUGAACACAUUUUGUCAAUGCAUCUCGAAAAAAAUCGGACCUACGCAUGCACAUUUCCAGUACAGCGCAAGGAAAUAAAUGUCGUUAAAGUCCGUUUUACUAUGAGGUAUUCUUCGAGAAAAUUAAGUAACGACAAGGUUAUAACCACAACUUGCAACUUUUGAAGACAAAUUGCCUGUUCUUUCCAGAUUAUGAGUGGAAACAUUUUAUUUUUAGGCAAUAAAAUAUUUGAAAUCCCGCCAUUUUUUCAAACCCGGCCAGGGGAUCUGGGCAAAAAAGUUCACGCAUGCUCAUUACGUUUUUCCGCCCUGAAACGAUAUGCAGGGGCGCUUAGAGAAGGUAAGAUAACGCUCCAUCCCAGAGUCUCUCGAGUAAGGAAACAGCGUUUACAGAAUUUUGAUAACCUCUGCAGCAAGUUGUGUUUUCCUCAGCUGAAAAGCUUCGUUCGCGCGGUUUCACUUCUUAUGCUUGCUUUGUAGCCCAAAGUUUACGUUCCGUAAAACUUUUAAUGAUUGUAUUUUCUUAAAACAGCAAUUUGACGCCUUCAAAUCUCUUUCUGCUGAUUAUACACCUUAUUCCAAGAUGGUGGCAAUAUUUCUGUUCUUUUAUAUUUAUGUUAGUUAGCUCUCUCUGUCUCAAUUGCAUCUACAGAAUUCCCAACAACUUUUACUUGUCUAUACCUUAAAACGAGGCACAGAAGACCAAAUAUCAGCCAGACAAAAGAAUAACUAAAUUUUACACCAUCACUGGCUGUCUUAUACGCCACGAAUUUGGUCUCGGAAGUUAUGACACUCUUGUCUAUUUUUCCGCCACCCAAAUGCAAACUUUGCAGGCGAAGAAAAGGGAUUGUAUGGUUUCUAAUCGGUCGAACUCUUAUAAAACGAAGACCGCGGCAGAACGAACUAUUUUACGCCCAAGUUAUAGUAAAAUGCAUGAAAAGGAACCGGUAUAAGUUUUCCCCGUUAUACUGAACAUCCCAGUCCCCUUGUAAUUUUUUCCAUUGGGUUUCCACGUAAUUUGCACUUAGAAAAUCAUCAAUUCUCUUUUAAAGACAAUUUCCAUUUGAGGUAAGCAACAACUAUAACCCUGUCUGGUUCUUGCAGAUGGUUGA